This is a messenger RNA of Triticum aestivum (bread wheat), 1272 nucleotides long. RefSeq names its product PRA1 family protein B2. The record is from RefSeq and is a predicted model, not a curated record. Gene Ontology annotation, biological process: vesicle-mediated transport. Bases 196 to 879 code for a protein of 227 amino acids. Gene Ontology annotation, cellular component: Golgi apparatus; endoplasmic reticulum. NCBI's taxonomy places the organism in Eukaryota, Viridiplantae, Streptophyta, Magnoliopsida, Poales, Poaceae. The transcript has a single exon.
UUGACCCGUCGCAUCCCCCGGGGUGGGGUGGUGCGUCGGUGCUAAGAAACCAACCAGCCACCAAUUCUCCAAUAGAAAACCAUCCAUCUCCACUUCCAUUCGCAUCCUCCUCCUCACUUCCCCAGAUCCAAAUCGCGCGCGAGAGAGCAAAGGGAGGAAGAAAGAGAUCUCGCCGAGCGCCACCCCGAAUCCGCCAUGGCCUCGGCAGCGCCGCCCCUCCUCCCCACCACCGUCCCGGCCGCCGCGCCCGCCACCGUCCUCCCCGCCGCCCCGGACGCCGCCGCCACCUCCAUCGCCUCCCCGGACCCGGCCGCCACGCGCGCCUUCCUGGGCCGCCUCUACGACUCCGCCAAGCGCUCCCUCUCGGGCGCCCGCCCCUGGCCCGAGCUCCUGGACCGCGCCGCGCUCUCGCGCCCGGACUCCCUCUCCGACGCCACCGCCCGCCUCCGCAAGAACCUCGCCUACUUCCGCGUCAACUACGCCGCGCUCGUCGCGCUCUCCCUCGCCGUCUCCCUCCUCGCGCACCCCUUCUCCCUCGCCGCCCUCCUCGCGCUCCUCGCUGCCUGGUGCUUCCUCUACCUCCUCCGCCCCGCCGACGCCGCCCCGCUCAACGCCUUCGGCCGCACCUUCUCCGACAGGGAGACGCUCGGGGGCCUCAUCGCCGCCUCCGUCUUUGUCGUCUUCCUCACGUCUGUCGGUGGGAUCAUCUUCUCCGCGCUGGCGCUCGGCGCCGCCGUCGUCUGCGCGCACGGGGCCUUCCGCGUCCCCGAGGACCUCUUCCUCGACGAGGUACCCGACCAGGGCAUCGUAGGAAACGCCGCCACCCUCAACCUCCUCUCCUUCAUCAACGGCGCUGCCGGAGGAGGAGGACGCGUCUGAGCCAGCCUCCUGUCCUCAGCUCUCUGAUCUGCUACUCGGAAGAGACAAGUAAAGUCUGGCUGGUUGAUUCGUUUUUUCAGAAACGAAAUACUUCUACUUGUUUAAGAUCAUACUACGCGUUGCCUUUAGGAGCGUGAGGAGGAGAUUUAGAAGAGGAUGCAUUGGAGUUAUACUACAAACAGAGGAUAUACACAUAAAAAGGAACCUUGGGAUCUAGUUUUGUUUCAUUUUGCAUUUGAUAUUGCUGUAUGAUGACAAAGUUGAGCUUAUUAGUAUUGAUAUUCAUAUGAUAUGUAUCUCCUUGUUACUAGCAUACAGAACAAAAUAAAUUGCUGCUCCUCGUCUUAGCAUGAAAUGAAAUAUAUGAUGGUUAAUUACACCAUUUCUUUUCAA